Molecule: messenger RNA, 882 nt
Organism: Fusarium coffeatum
Lineage: Eukaryota; Fungi; Ascomycota; Sordariomycetes; Hypocreales; Nectriaceae
Exons: 2
Coding region: 1-882 (293 amino acids)
Biological process (GO): U4 snRNA 3'-end processing; nuclear polyadenylation-dependent mRNA catabolic process; U5 snRNA 3'-end processing
Cellular component (GO): nuclear exosome (RNase complex); cytoplasmic exosome (RNase complex)
Source: RefSeq, a predicted model, not a curated record
AUGCCUCGCGAAGCUGAACCUUCUCUCUCUGAGAAGACAUUCCUAAGUCAGGCUCUGGACGAGGGUUUGCGGUUGGAUGGGCGCAAAUUCGACGAAUUUCGACCUCUUGAACUCACUUUUGGAGAUGAGUAUGGAGUGGCAGAGGUCAAAUAUGAAAAAACAAGAGUACUAGCCAGAGUUUCAGCAGAGGUGACGGUGCCUUACUCAGACCGUCCUUUUGACGGAGUUUUCACAAUUACAUCAGAACUCAGUCCUAUGGUCGCCCCUUCGUAUGAGGUCAAUCGCCCUUCACUCGAGGAGGUUCUCCUCUCAAGACUUCUUGAGAAAACAAUCAGAAGAUCUGGUGCACUGGAUACCGAAUCGUUAUGCCUCAUCGCCGGUCAAAAGUGUUGGUCCAUCCGAGUCGAUCUCCAUGUACUUGCCCACGAUGGCAACCUUACAGAUGCUGCCUGCUUGGCCGUUGUUGCAGCCCUUCGGCAUUUUCGCAAGCCUGACUCAAGCAUCGAGGGAGAGGUCCUGACUAUUUACACCCCUGCUGAGAGAGAGCCUGUCCCUCUGAGCUGGCUCCAUUCCCCCUUCUGCGUCACAUUCAGUUUCUUUGGCGAGGAUGGUAGCCAGGUUCUUGUUGAUACAAAUUGGCUCGAGGAGCAAAUGCGUGUUUCCCACUGCACGUACAGUCUUAACAAGCACGGCGAGAUAUGCCAAAUUUCCAAGCUCGGAGGGAACUCACUCGAUGCGCCACUGUUCAUCCAGUGUGCCCAAGGAGCGCUCAAUCGAUCUAAGGAUCUUUCCGAGCUGGUGGAUAGCAAACUUGCCGAAGAUGCAAAGAGAAGAGACAAGGGAGGCCUGACGGCAGAGCUGACCGCCGAGAACGACAGGUGA